This is a messenger RNA of Medicago truncatula (barrel medic), 1385 nucleotides long. RefSeq lists its product as uncharacterized. The record is from RefSeq and is a predicted model, not a curated record. The coding region runs from base 131 to 793 and encodes 220 amino acids. NCBI's taxonomy places the organism in Eukaryota, Viridiplantae, Streptophyta, Magnoliopsida, Fabales, Fabaceae. The transcript is spliced from 2 exons.
CACCAACCACAACCACUACCAGACCUUCUUCUUCAACUUUCCUGACCUUCUUCUUGAAGCUACUCACGCGAGCUUCACCAACUUCUUCUCUUCAUCCGAGCUUCAGCAGGUUCUUCUCUUCAACUGAACCAUGAAUGGAUCAAAGGCCUCAUCAAGCAACAAAGGUGGUUGGAUUAGAUAUUCCAAGAAGUAUUGCUUCUGUCGAAAUGUAGCUGUUAUUAAGGUCGCAAUGACUGAGGAAAAUCGUAAUCGGUUGUUUUACCGUUGCAAACACGAGAAACCAGAAGAAAAUUGUGGAUUUUUUCUAUGUUGUGAACCUAUUGGAUGUGAAACAGAAACUACACAAAAGGUGGAUAGUAGAAUGAUGGAGAUUGAUGAUGAAUUGGAUGGUGCACUAGCUGAUCAAGCUUUGAAGUUUGAUGCUAUGAAGAAAGAACUUGAAGGUAAGUUGGCUGAGAUGAAAAAGGUAAUGGAGGAAGAGAUCGACACUGUGAAGAAGGAAUUUGGGUUGGAGAUUUUAAAAAUGAGUAAAAUCUUAGAAGCUCAAGUGCAUUUGGCCGACGAGGAAAACAAAGAAAAUUUGCUUGAAGUGAAAAAAAAUGUGGAUCUGGAAAUUGCCAUUUGUAAGAAGAUUGCCAUGGAGGAGUUGUUUUUAGUAAAAGAAAGUCUAGAUGAUGAGGUAUCUUUGCUGAAGGAAGAGGUAGGAUGGUCAAAUAGUUCAUUGUGGAAGCUGAAAUUGGUUGUGCUCAUGAUGAUGUUCAUGCUUGGUUGGCUGGUAUUCCUUAAAACUUGAGAAGAAUUACUUGGUUCAUGUUGUUCUGAAGAUGGAAUGGUAGAAGGGAAGUGAAACACGGUCGUGUCUAUAUUAUGCACGAUCGUGUGUGUAUUCAGAACAAAAAGAAGGAUUGAAGCCAGUGAAUUUGCGCACGACCGUGUCAUAAUAAAACACGGGCGUGCGUGAUGUUCAGGUCAAUUUAUUUGUACUUUCUUCAGUAUUUAGUUUAGGUUUUUAGUUAGUUAAGUAUGUUUAAUCUUGUAUUUGAUUAUGUUUAAUGGAGGUUAAGGAAUUAUCCAACUAUAUAUGAAUUAUUUUAUGUUGCAAGGCUGUCAAACAAAUUUAAGCUAUGAAAAUAAAAAUUGUAGAGGGAACUCUUUUGUCUGCUGGAUAAUUGCUUUGCUAUCAGAUUUGUACACUUUACUAGCUAGAUGUGAUGGGGGUACAGUAAAUGUACUUUUGGUUUUUUUUUUGGCAAAAUUCACUGACGGGGUUGAGUGUUUUGGUUGGUUUUUUGGCAAAAUUAACAGCUAGUAACAGCUAUGCCAGCUGUGGUGAUUUUUUUCUAAAUUAAUAUAAAUGUUGUACCAUAAGCAAAUUUCUGUCUUAA